AUGGCGGGGAGGGGGACGGAGUUUCAGUUGGACGGGAAAAAAUGUCAAUGCGUUGUAAUCUCAUGUCAAAAUGGGACAGAGCUCUGCACGUCUUCCACUUGUACGACGUGCAUGGCUUGCUGUAGCCCCAAAUGUGAGGGCUGCGAAAAGAAAUGCAGGGACGGAGAGAAAUGCAAAUGUUUGAAUCUUUGCUGCGGCUGUCCUACUAAUUGUUAUGAAAAUGGUUUCGAUAAAGCGAGCUGUAAGGAAAAAAACCAAACAAAGGGUUGCAAGCGUUGUCUGACAAAAUGCACAAAAUCCAAUAGGUGUAUAUGUUAUCAAUGCAGUUGUGGAACGCAAUGUAAUGGUUUCCUCUGUGCCUGCUGUUACUGGUGCAAUCCUGGCAAGUGUAAGCGUAAAGGCACUUGCGACGGCUUCGUACUCGGGAAAUGUCCUGAAGGCAAGUGCAAAGGCCACGGCACAUACAAUGGCGAGGGUAAACCGGUAUACGUGGAUAAAUGCGAGUGCGAACCCAACAAACCAUGCAAAUGCAUCAUCAACCAAAAGGAGCAGAAUGAACGUGAUAAAUCUGACACCAAAUGCCGGUGUAUCCGCGGUGAACCUGACGGGCACGGCAACUGCUUGAUCAAAUGCGACCUGUGUGGCCAACUGUGCUCUCAAGACUCUUAUAUUCACCAGGGUACUCUAGUAGUUGUCCCGCUUGCAAUUGCAAUGGUCCUUAUCAUAGUUUGGGUCAAGUAUCGCGAUAAAUUCCGCAAGGCAUUCUAUGAACUACGUGGCACAUGUGCAACAUAA
Babesia bigemina is the source of this 795-nucleotide messenger RNA. RefSeq lists its product as hypothetical. The transcript has a single exon. NCBI's taxonomy places the organism in Eukaryota, Apicomplexa, Aconoidasida, Piroplasmida, Babesiidae. The coding region runs from base 1 to 795 and encodes 264 amino acids. The record is from RefSeq and is a predicted model, not a curated record.